Messenger RNA from Clupea harengus (Atlantic herring), 2231 nucleotides. It is a transcript of the gene kat5b, whose product is annotated as lysine acetyltransferase 5b. The record is from RefSeq and is a predicted model, not a curated record. Lineage: Eukaryota; Metazoa; Chordata; Actinopteri; Clupeiformes; Clupeidae. Gene Ontology annotation, biological process: regulation of DNA-templated transcription; double-strand break repair via homologous recombination. Gene Ontology annotation, cellular component: NuA4 histone acetyltransferase complex. Gene Ontology annotation, molecular function: histone H4K16 acetyltransferase activity.
AGCGGAGCCCCAUCUAGAGACUGAAACUGAGUUGGCUUCCCAGAAGCCUUUGCGUCAUUAGCUACGAUCGCAGAAUCACAAUGGCGGACACUUCGGUGGAUAUCGUCGAGGGCUGUCGACUUCCCGUCCUGCGAAAAAAUCAGGAAAACGAAGACGAGUGGCCCUUGGCUGAAAUUCUCAGUGUUAAAGAUAUCCCUGGGAAAAAGGUCUACUAUGUGCACUACAUCGACUUCAAUAAGCGUCUGGAUGAAUGGGUCACACCAGAGCGACUGGAUUUGAAGAAGCUUCAAUUCCCUAAGAAGGAGGCCAAGACACCCACUAAAAAUGGGCUCUCUGGAUCUCGGCCGAGUUCCCCGGAGAGAGACGUGGUAAGACCUGCCAGGCCUGGGCCCCAUCCUCCAGCUACUCUCCCACCUGUGACUCCAGCUCCUCUUCACCAAACUACACAAACUCAACCACAGAGGAAGAUUCUAGAAAGCAACGCUCAACCCGCCGCAGCUCCUUCCAGAGGCAAAACCCUCCCUACACCGAAGAGAAAAGCAGAGCCGGUCUCUUUGACAUCACAGCCAUCCCCGGCAACACCAAGUUCCACAGAGACCCCUCAGACCUACCCACCCGCAAGAGAAGCCUUCACCCCUAAAUCGAAUAACCGGGAGGAGCACGAACCACUCACUACAAAUGGAACAACCCGUCGUCUCAUCCCAUCGCAGCCCGGGAGGAAGAGGAAGGCCAACUGUGGGGGCACGGAUGAGAUUAUAAAGGUUUUCCAGUAUAACAGCCCUCGAUGCCCCAGUGCCUAUCUACCAUCAGGAGAGGACUCUCAGGACAGCACGGAUGGCAUCCCGACCGCACCCCGCAUGACCGGCAGUCUGGUGUCGGACCGCAGUCACGACGACAUAGUCACGCGCAUGAAGAACAUCGACUGCAUCGAACUCGGCCGGCACCGGCUCAAGCCCUGGUACUUCUCGCCCUACCCGCAGGAGCUCACCGCCCUCCCAAUCCUCUACCUCUGCGAGUUCUGCCUCAAGUACCUCAAGAGCCUUAAGUGUCUCCAAAGACACCUGACAAAAUGCAACCUUCGCCAUCCACCAGGAAAUGAGAUCUACCGUAAAGGGACCAUCUCCUUCUUUGAAAUUGAUGGCAGGAAAAACAAGACAUACUCCCAGAACCUGUGUUUGCUUGCCAAGUGCUUCCUGGACCACAAAACCCUCUACUAUGACACUGACCCAUUCCUCUUCUAUGUAAUGACCGAAUAUGACUCCAAAGGAUUCCACAUAGUGGGGUAUUUUUCCAAGGAGAAAGAGUCGACAGAAGAUUACAACGUGGCAUGUAUUCUGACGUUACCGCCAUACCAGAGGAGAGGCUAUGGGAAACUGCUCAUAGAGUUCAGCUAUGAGUUGUCAAAGGUGGAAGGGAAGACUGGCACCCCAGAGAAGCCCCUGUCUGACCUGGGCCUGCUGUCCUACCGCUCCUACUGGUCUCAGACCAUCCUGGAGAUACUCAUGGACCUCAAGUCGGAAAACGGGGAGAGGCCCCAGAUCACCAUCAAUGAGAUCAGUGAAAUAACCAGCGUUAAGAAGGAGGACGUCAUAUCAACCCUUCAAUACCUCAAUCUCAUCAAUUACUACAAGGGCCAGUACAUCCUGACUCUGUCUGAGGACAUCGUGGACGGCCACGAGAGAGCCAUGCAGAAGCGCCACCUGCGCAUCGACCCCAAAUGCCUACAUUUCACCCCCAAGGACUGGAGCAAGAGAGGGAAGUGGUGACGCGCACGCCACGAGCACAAACGGCCGCAUUAUCCAAAUAGAUUACCUUUUUAUUUCACUCGCGUUGGUCCUCCACCGUUGUGGAUUGUCGUUUGUACAAGAGAUAUCACAUAUCCACCAGACCAUGACUAAAAACAUUCGUUAGUGUUCAGAGGUAUUCGUACAUCUAAAUAGUUUCUUUGUAAAGGAUUUUUGAAUAACUUUGUGUUGAACAAAACAGUGGCAGUUUCCUCUUUUAAAAAGCCAUGAUAUACUGUUACAAGAAUGUAAAUUUGGUACUUGUACAGAUGUUUGUCUUUUUUAUCUGAAUGUAAACUAUGGUAAUACACUGGCACAAUGGGCGUGCCAAUUUUAAAUUAGACCAUUUUCUGUAAAACUGUGUGUAUUAAUCUUUAUAGUUGUAAAUGUGAACUAGGAACAGAAUCAUGUUUUCACCCUAAUAAAUGUAUAGUCAUUCAAAUGUUA